AUAAAUUAUCAAAGAUGAAGCAUGUAAUCCGGAACAAAAACGUUCUUGAACUAUUAGAAAAGCCAAUCGAGAAAAUGAAGCGUGAACCCAAAGGAAUUGCCAAUUUCAGCAACGACUAUCUCCGAUGCUAUCGAGAUGUUUGGAAAGUCACUGCAAGGUUCAAUUGGAACAACGAAGAGGGAGAAUCCUGGAGGGACAUCCUCCGUGCCAGUGCUAGAGCCGAGUUCGAACAAAUCAAGGAAGAAAAUGACCCCCUGAUCAUUGGAAAGUUCUUAAUAACCUGGAGAGAUGCCAUAAAUAGGAUGCACGAGAAGGUAAAUGACGUUAAUAUGAAGAUGACUUCCUUCGUUGAUGAGACGAGGACUGACAGCGUCAACCAGAAAGCCUUUGAUCCUUUCAAAGAUCGAAACGUCAUGUAAACUGAGAAGAAGGUGAGGCCGGUUUGGGAUCGAGUAGGGAUAAAAGGUAUUUAUUUCAAUUGU
Moneuplotes crassus is the source of this 482-nucleotide messenger RNA. Lineage: Eukaryota; Ciliophora; Spirotrichea; Euplotida; Euplotidae. The record is from the annotation of a GenBank genome assembly.